CGAGACAAACAACGUGGGGGCCGCCGUCGCCGCCACCGUCGCUCUGUGUUCUCGCUAGCACAGUCGCGCGCGCGCCUAUAUGCUCCGCAGCACGCGCGUUUCGCCGCUGCUCUCUGAUGCUGUCACUGUCGACGAGCCGGUGUUUUUAAGCUCGGUUAUGUGUGUGCACGAGUAAGUACGUGCCUUGGCUGUCGUGGACCGCGAGGUUUUUCCGUCGCCGAGUCGUGAGUGACAAGUGCGCGGAUGCUGAGUGAUUGCAGGGACGCGUAUUUCGUCUAACCUAAAAGACGCUUUUUCAAACGAAGUUUCCCAACGGUCGAAGAAUUCUCGUUGAAAACACACCGGGGGACUGAAGGACUGCAUCGCAGGAGACGCGAUCGAAAAGCGAACGAGACGUAAGUGUAUAAUAGCCGAGGAGUUCUUUUCGACGCUCCCUGUGCGCGCUCUUCUCUCUGAAUCAGCAUCGCCGGCGCGUUAAUAGUCAUUGUCGCGAAAUUAGUCAGCCGUCAACAAAAGAGGAGGAGGAGGAGGAGGAGGCGGCGGAGGAGAGAAAGACAAUGAGAUUACAAGCGCGCUGAUGUGUUUGUUUGUUUGUCCGCUCGCGCACACGUGCGUCGCGUGAGUGAUAUACGUUUUUUUUCGUCGUACCGCGUCUCUGUCUAAAUAUACGAACGACUAAUCGCGCUGCAUCGAUCGGUGCGGAAAACCGAGGGGAAGAGAGUUAUUUCGUUGUUCGAGUAGAUCAUGGAGUCCGAGGCGGAAAGAAGGAAUGUCCGCCGCGCGCCGGCGUCGAGUCAUUUCGGGGAAACAAUCAAAUAACGGGGAAUCAGCGAAAACGUUCGAGACUCCGUGAAUCUUGUGUACACAGCAACGGACCGAAUAAGACACUUGCCAGUGCGCGGUGUGUGGUGUUCGUAUAUACGUGCGUGUUGUUUUUCUUUUUUUGUGCGAGAAGCGGAAAGAGAGAAGCAAGUGUGCGCGGAAUAGGGAGAAUCGAGGAGGAAAAAUUCUACAGUGAAGUGCGCCAACGACUGAAUUUCGAGUUAAUUUUACACGGAAAGAACAGUGACAAGUGACAAGUGCAUCGUACUCUACGACAAAAAUACAGAAGUACUGCGGCCCAAUAUAAUACUCGUAGAAAGAAAGAAAGUCGCGGAAGCUCGUGACGUCGUCGGAUCUCUCUCUCUCUCUCUCUCUCUAUAUAUAUAUAUAUAUACCCACGCACACCUCGAACUAUCAACAGGUGUAGGCGCAUCGCGCGCUUGCGUCAUAGCGUAAACGCAAGUGAGUUGCAGAAAAAGCGUAACACUUUUCGCCGGCCUCUAUAUAGCUUGUCAUGUAAGGACCAAACUAAUGACAUGCACUACCCCCACUGCUGACCGGCUGUAAUGUAUUACUGUCAGGGCCAUAUCGGCGAGAGUCCAUUUGACAACGGCUCCUGGGGGAAAGAUCACUUUCAGCCAACAACGGUUCCCUGGCAGGCGAAUCCACGCGGCCACGGCCGAACAAACGAUGAUGGCAUAAUGGAUCAUGACACGGACGGCGACGGCGCGAUCAACUUGUCAACGUCCCAACGACCCUCGGCCUCCACUACACCGAACGGCGAUAUUCUGACCUACGGCCAAGAUCAGCAGGAAAACGAUCAGGCAAGCAGUCUGUACGCAGCUUUGAAGCAACAGCAGCAGCAACAGCAGUGCGAAUCGCGACUAGGUCGUUGCCGCGAGGGACGCAACUCGAACGGCCCCGAGAGCAACGAGCAGCAACCGGAGCUUAGUAUCGAGUACCAGAGCAAUGGAAAGCUCAGUCCGAGCGGACACGCAUCAGCAGUGACGCCAGCAGCAGCACCCAUGACCCAGCAAAAGCAGCCCAUCAUCACGCAGCAGUCGCAGCAGCCCAGUUCCGGUGCGCCAGGGCCACAGCCUAGUCCACAUCAGAGUCCUCAAGCUCCGCAGCGGGCGUCACCGCCCGACCCUUCGCAAGGUCCGCCAGGAGGGCCGCCGGGGGCACCGCCGCCGUCCUCGCAGACCUCGGCCCAGAUGAUGCUCAGCCCGGCCAGCGGCCUGCACCAGAUGCAACAGAUUCUCCAACAGCACAUACUCAACCCGACCCAGCUGCAGUCAUUCAUGCAGCAGCACCAGCUCUACAUCCAGCAGCAACAGCAGCACCACCAGGAGUCUUCAUCGGAACAUGCAUCGAACCAGGACAGAUUCGGUUACUUUUCUUCUCUCAAAAACCACCAGCACCAGCUCGCCGAACUCGGUCGAAAACAGCUGGAGCAGGCGAUGCAACAGCUGCAGGAGCAGUUGCAGUUAAACCUCAUACAGCAGACGCAUCUGCUACAAACGGCCGACAAGAAGAAAGCUUCGGCACCUCUUCAGCAGCUUGCUCUGCAGCAACAGCAGCUCAUCCAGCAGCUACAGAUCACCCAGAGGCAGUACCUGCUGCAACAGGGUCUGGGGCUCCAAGGACACAAUCAUUCUUCAGGUUUGCAACCCGCGGAAGCAUUGCCAGCAUGGAAGAACGAGCCGUCAGACGGCUCGGAAUCGCACGGAAAUUCAAACGUAUCGAAGUCCAGUUCGGGUCUAAAUGGGCUUCUAAAUUCCCUAGUCUCGAAUCGUCGCUCGGAGAUCAACGGCACAACUCAGCUGGACGAGAAACCGCUCGAUGCCUCCUGCAACGAAAAACUUCAGCAUCCGCUCUACGGACACGGAGUUUGCAAGUGGCCCGGAUGCGAGACCGUCUGCGACGAUUAUCAAGCAUUCCUCAAGCACUUAAACACGGAACACACACUGGACGACAGGUCGACGGCACAGGCGCGAGUGCAGAUGCAGGUCGUCUCACAAUUGGAGAUCCAGCUGCAGAAGGAGCGUGACAGGCUAAAUGCAAUGAUGCAUCAUCUACAUAUGGCCAAGCAGAUGGCGUCACCGGAGCCUCCUAAAUCGUCAGAAUCCUCGCAGAAUACAUCGAGCAUGCCGAAGCUGAACCUGUCCUCUGCACUGAUGAACCAACCCCCGCCGAGCUUUGGUGGUGUUUCACAGGUCUCGCCAGUCUCGAUGUCUGCCCUUGUCUCGGCAGUGAGGUCGCCUGCAGGUGGACAACUGCCCCCCACAUCCGGUAGUGGUGGAGCCGGUGGUGCACCUGGUUUGCCCCACGGCCUUAGCAACAUGUCCAACAUCUCGGGACUGCCACCUAUGCCAAACAUGCCCGGAAGCAUGCCCAGCAUGGCUGGACCUAUUCGCAGGAGAAUCAGCGACAAGUCUACUCUAUCCCUGGCGGGAGGACUAUAUGAGGAGGGCACUGUAAGGCGCAGAGUAUCCGUCGAUAGAUCUGGAAUAGAUAUUAACGAAGAGAUUCAGCGAAAUAGGGAUUUCUACAAAAACGCAGACGUUAGACCGCCGUUCACGUAUGCAUCAUUGAUCCGCCAGUCUAUCAUCGAAUCUCCGGACAAGCAAUUGACGUUAAACGAGAUAUACAACUGGUUCCAAAAUACAUUCUGCUAUUUCCGGCGCAACGCAGCAACGUGGAAGAACGCGAUCCGCACCAAUCUAUCGUUGCACAAGUGUUUUGUGCGCUAUGAGGACGACUUCGGGUCAUUCUGGAUGGUGGACGACGCCGAGUUCGUAAAGCGGCGGCAUCUGUCGCGCGGCCGCCCCAGGAAAUAUGACCCAACCCCAUCACCCACUCCACCCCACCUCUCCGCACAGGGUGUACCUUCAAAGAGUCCGACGCUCACGCACAGUCCGACUAUGUACGGUGAUGCUCUCAAUGCGAACCUCCAGUAUUUCCAGGCCGCACUCGGCGAGUCGAACAUGGGAUUUCUGAGCAACUCCAUGUGCACGUCGACGGCCACGAGUCCCGAUAAGGAGCAUACUAUGCCACACAACGAUCUAAUGUCUCCGCUGGACGACUCAGGUCUAGCGCACAUAAAGCAAGAGGGUCAGAGUCCCGAGGGUGGUAAACUUUCGAGGUUGAUAAAGCGCGAGUUGAUGGAAGCGCCUACGGAACAGGACACGGAGGAGGAGACCGGUUGCACGGAUGAUCAGCGGUCCGACUAUCCCGAUACUCAUCCCUCCCUCCAUCAUCAUCACCACCACCACCACCAUCAACAGCAGCAGCAGCAGCAACGCGAGCAACACGACGACUCGGGCCCGGACGAAGACAUCGCCGAGGACCUGUCGAUGGCGCCAGACAUGAUGGCAGCCUCGCAGGCGCCCGACGACCACUGCGACGCGUAGUCGGAGCCACUGUCAGUUGCUUGCGCUCCGGUCGUGCUGAUCGACGACGACGACGACGACGAGGAUGACGAGGAUGAGGAGGAGGAGGAGGAGGAGGAGGAGGAGGGGAUGGAGUGAUCGUCGAUCGCCAUGUACUACACUAAAGCGAGCCCGAGCACACACCGCGUUGGCAUUUUCCCGGCAACGAAGCGAGAGUAGAAGCACAGCGACUCUCCUUCGCCGCUUGCACACCCAGGAAGCGGGGAAGAAAAAAUAAAGAAACUAAGCCCCAGCAUCGCUUUCCUUGGAAUAUUCGUAAUCGCCAUAUCCGUUGUAUCUCAGCGACUUCAAUCGAGUCGCGUGAGUCGUUAAUUAUUUAAGUAUGUAAAGCGCGAGCAAAGUCUUCGUACAUAGAAUCACUAUGUAGCGAAAGUACGAAGAGGAGCUGAGUGUAUGAAGGAGGAAUAUCGCGAGACGCGCGUGCGAUUCAUCGAUCCAUAUCUUUAACCAAGCAAUUAAGUCGAGACAACGAUGUAUAGCAGAGAGAAAGAAAGAAAGAGAGAGAGAGAGAGAGAGAGAGAGAGAGAGAGAGAGAGAGAAAGAAAUAGACGAAGGACACAUACGCAUGUAGGAUACGUAAUGUUUUAAGAGGAAAAAAAGUUAACAAUUUUAGAAGAACCUCAUUCUCGUGUAUAUUGCGCGUAUGAACGAUGUGUAUAGUUAAGAAGAGAAGGUGUGUCUGGCUCACGAACGAGCACGAGCCAAGCUUUUGUCAUUAUAUUAUACAUAUUAUAUAAAUGUAGUAGUGUCGUUCGCUUCUAUACGAUAAUGAAUUGUUUUCGAUGUUUCUGUUUUCAUUUUAUAUUUUAUAUAUAUAUAUGUGUGUGUGUGUGUGUGUGUGUGUUCGAGGCACGUAUCCGACGAGAGUGCGUGAGACAGAAAGAGAGAAAGAGGUGUAAACCAUUAUUACGACGAGGAGGAAUAAUUAAUAAUAGCAGUAAUAGUAAUAAUAAUCAUGGUAAACGAUAAUAUUAAUAAUAUUAUAAUAGCAUUAACGAUUAUAAUGGUUAUAUUAAUGCUAAUGGUAACAAUGAUUACGCAGUCGCGAAGCGACCUUACCAAAACCACUGUUGUGUGAGAGUCAGAGAAAGAAUGCCGUGCGAAUGUUUGCGAGUAUAUGAUAAUGUAAGCAAAAAAACUAAGCGCAGCGCGUGUAUACCUACCGCAAGCGCGACUUGUAGAUAAAUGUAUUUCGGUAGCGAAAAGAGAGAGGAAGGUGCCAGACGCGCGACCCGUUUGCUUUUCUCUCCUUUCGUUCGGGAUCACGCGAAUCCAAAGAAAAAACCAUAUACUUUCUGUGUUAAACGUGUAAAGAGCACGAGAAUUCGGUGAAUUUUUAUUCGCGUUAUGUAGAUCUUUUGUUCCUCGCAAUGAGAGAGGAACGUGUCACGUGCAACAAGGUAAGACGGUCAAGAAGAGAGGUUUUUUUAGACAAGUUUGACUGAAUUUAAUUAACGAGGAUUUUUAUGAGAGUGACACGUUGUACAUAUGUUUUUUGCACCGAUCGGACUAGUUCUAACAUCGUCUUGGUGUCGAAUCUUUAGACGUAUUUUUAAUUUGCUUAUAUUGCGCAUUAUGAUUAUUAUUGUUCACAAUUACAAUUGGUGUUUUUAGAAAUUGGUAACGUGAAUCUCUAUUUUUGAUAGAAUCUAAAUUGUUUUUAAGGACAAAGUAUUCGUAAGUUUGCAAGUCGAAAUCGACAGAAUUCUGUUUAAUUAAAUUUGGUUCAACUUUUUCGUAUACAUAUACUUCCGCUAUUAAGUUUUUUAACAGGCGAUCUUGGAAUUCCUAGGUUUGACGCUUCGCUAAGCAUUUUAAUAUUUUAUAUAUACAUGUAUUGUAAAUGAUACAUAUAUUACAUAUUAAUUUUUUACUAAGUAGCUCCUAUGAUCUCCUGUUUCGUGAAUGCAUUUUACUGUGUAUGUAUGUAAAGCGACCCAGUCGCUAGUCAAAAGCAUAACUAAGAAGGAGCAGGAAAGGAACUUUUUGUAUCAUAUGUACAGAAUUAGGUAUUUAUUGAAUUCGCGUUAGGAGUUGUAUUAUGUUGCGAGAAUCGAUUGUUUUGCUAUCAAAUGCAAUUUUACAAUAAAACGUGAACAUUUUACAAUAAAACUUUACGCUUUGUGUAAGAGGUUUCACUCUUUUUUUUUACUUUAAAAAGAAAACAUCCUAUUGAACCUAGGAAUCAUCCGAAUCGUUCAAAAUUCGCGAAAGCGCUUUUCUCGAAAACGAAUAUAAAAGACACACGUUAUUACGCGCGCGUUAUAAAUAGGCGCCUGUAUAGUUCAUAUUACCCAAAAGCGAAUGUGUAAAAGUAGCAUAACACUCGUACCCACAAACAUACGAAGUAUGCUGGUACGAGCACGGUCUGUGGCAAUGUGUAAGCAAAAAGAGAAGAAAAUUUUGUCCGGGAAAGCUAUGUUUCAGCGACAGGAAGGGAAAAAGAUAGGCAAGCGCAUAAAGGCAGGAUUAUUUAACUUUCAAUUCAAAUGAAUGGUAUAAAGCAAACAAAAAACUUAUAAUGAGUAAACUAAAAAUCACUACGUAUGCACCCUUACAUAAAUAUACAUAUAUACGUAUACGUAUAGGAAUAUAAGAAAAAUUUUAGCAGCCAAGGAGGAAAAUCACUCCCUCUUAUCCCGCAAGGAAGAUGUCACGGUAAUAAAGGAAAACAAAAAAGUGUCCCCCUCUCCAAACGUAAAAAAUGGUCUUGAACUCCGCCUGGCCGAUGCUUUGAGAAUAAUGAAAAUAACAAAAAACAAACUCUAUAUAUAAUAAAGUAUACGCUUGCAAUUGCGGUGGCCGAUCACAUUCCCACCGUGGGCCACUCGAAUCUUUAUGGUAUAUCAACGCACUGAGUAAUGGUUACUCGAAAAAGUUCCGUCUUAGUAGAUUUAAAUUAUUUAAACAUUUUAUGUGUAAUUAAUAAGGAAUGGAAUUUAAGAAAAGUUGACGUCGAUUUUUAGUCAAUUAAUAACUUUUGUUGCAUCAUCAUAAUAAUUAAUAUCUGAUUAGAAAAAUGAACAUGAAAGAUGAAUAAUGAAGGAACUUUUUGGUAACUUUUUGUUCGUGCGACAAUAGCGUGAAAUUUUCAUUUUACCGCGCGAGUUACGUGAAAAAUUUCUAUAGUAUAAAGAAAAAAUAGGAGAAAAGAAAAGCGAUCAACUCAUGACAAAAAUCAAAUUUCUGUCACGAGUCGUUGCAGCUGGAAGAGCUAGAGAUACGUGAAUCGAUAUGAAUUUAGCGGUGCGAAGUUAUCCGUUUUCAAUAGGACGAGAGCUGCAGAAUCGCAAUCAAAAUUUUUUACGAACCGAACGAAAUAAAAAUAUACGUUGUACAAUCUCUCAAAUUCUUGUAGUGUCGGGAUCCACUAUAAUCAGGAGCGACGUACAAACGACGGUGUAUUUGCAUGAAAUGUACGACUCCGUCGCGUACAAUCAUCGCUUCGAACGAAGAGGAAUGUCGUAGUCGAAGUUGUAAAACAUUCCAAUUUUUGCUUCAAUCCUGUGUACACGAUUCGACUCUUCGAUUUUUUAAUGCGAAUGACAAAAGUACUCUGUUAUACGAUAUAUAUGUAUACACACCUAUAUAUAUGCAAUUAUUUAUUUAGUCACACAUGUACGAUCGCCGUUUUCUCUUGUUUACAAAAUAUGGACAAGACGAAACGAAGUAUUUUUUCACAAUCAUUUGUAAUUCUAGUUUAUACCUUUUUAUAUAAACAAAAACUCUGAGGGUAUAAUUAAAAUAGUUACAUUCGCUGGCUCUAUUGGUCCAUGCGACUCUCGGCGGCAUCUCGCUAAAGCGUUUUUCGAAUUUUUUAUUUUUACUGACGUUGAAUUUUAUUGUUGUUAUUGUUAAUACUGUGUAAUCAUUAAUCUCUUACCUAAUAUAAAUGACGAUAUAUAAAAACUUUCGAGUCUAACGCCUGUUAGUUGGACAUCUAUUAUAUGAUUUCAAGUAAAUAUCAAAAAUUGUAUAUAGUCGUUCUUUCGUCAUGAAGAACAAUAGAGCUUACUUAAUUUCUUUCGUAUGUAUAGUUUGAAAUAAGAGAUAAGAGCGAGAUCCCGCUGAGAACUCGAGGUCGAGGAUCUUGAUGUAUAAUUUGAGAAAGGAUCUGUCGAUGUCAUGCUUCGACUACGCAAAGUGUGAUACUUCUAUACUCUGCAUCCCUCCCGAAAAACAAAUUACCAUUACUGCUGUAAUUAUAUAUAUCAUUCGGUCGAAGUACGAAAACAUCUGCUAGUUUUUACAGACUCACACACGCGCUUUUAGAACAAAAAACAUUGAUCACGAGGUAAAAGAUAUAAUGAAAUUGAUAUUUUCGUGCUUUGACUUUUUCACCGCAGAAAAACAGGUUAAAACAAAUGUGUAAUAAUAGAUUAUCCGUUUAUACGGUGUUCGAUGGAUGCUGACGUGAAAUCUUUUUUAACAAUUCACCGGAAUUUAUUACAUUUCAUUAUUUUUCUCUGAUCAAAGCUAUACUCUAUAGCCUAUUCAGUCAUGUUAGCAUCCAUCGUCAUGACGUUUUAAUAAAAUAGAAACAGAUUAAUUAUGCAGGCCUUUUAUGACUAUCGAAGCGACAAUGUGUGUGUGUGUACAUCUCGAAUAUAUAGGAUCAAAGAAAGAGAUUGAGAGAAUGGAAAAAUAAAGAGUUGAAGUGUUGAAGCUAUGUUAUAUUGACAGUUUAUGUUGUUAUGAAAGCAAAUCGAAGCGACGAUUCAGUGCCAUUUGGGCCCACUUCACGUGUAUCGCAAUGCUCCUACUUUUAAGUCUAUGUAUUGUGUAAAACGAAUAAUAAGGAUUCGACACAUAGAAGACUCAUCUGUAAAUAGUUAAUUGACGAGGCAUUAGGUAUUUACCUAAAUAUACGAUUUACGAAUGA
Molecule: messenger RNA, 9156 nt
Organism: Nasonia vitripennis (jewel wasp)
Lineage: Eukaryota; Metazoa; Arthropoda; Insecta; Hymenoptera; Pteromalidae
Gene: FoxP
Product: forkhead box protein P1
Exons: 21
Coding region: 1389-4235 (948 amino acids)
Biological process (GO): regulation of transcription by RNA polymerase II
Cellular component (GO): nucleus
Molecular function (GO): RNA polymerase II cis-regulatory region sequence-specific DNA binding; DNA-binding transcription factor activity, RNA polymerase II-specific
Source: RefSeq, a predicted model, not a curated record